This is a messenger RNA of Amblyraja radiata (thorny skate), 2979 nucleotides long. It is a transcript of the gene gdi2, whose product is annotated as GDP dissociation inhibitor 2. Bases 308 to 1663 code for a protein of 451 amino acids. The record is from RefSeq and is a predicted model, not a curated record. NCBI's taxonomy places the organism in Eukaryota, Metazoa, Chordata, Chondrichthyes, Rajiformes, Rajidae. Gene Ontology annotation, cellular component: cytoplasm. The transcript is spliced from 11 exons. Gene Ontology annotation, molecular function: Rab GDP-dissociation inhibitor activity. Gene Ontology annotation, biological process: vesicle-mediated transport; protein transport; small GTPase-mediated signal transduction.
CCCCGAGCUCUGGCCCAGCUGCGCCUGCGCAGUGAAGGCAGCUGCGCCUGCGCAGUGAAGGCAGCCGCGCCCGCCUCCCAGCACCGAUGCGGAGAGACACUCGGAGGUCGGGCGUGGCUGCUGACGCGUGCGCACUGGCGUCAGUGGGUUUUCCCCGGGGGGAGGGGGUAGGAGUGUGGCCUAGUGCGCCUGCGCGGGUCCCGGGGAGAGCGGGCGACGGUUCCAGUCGGAGGGAAGCUUCGAGUUUGUCGUCGCCGUCGUCGCCACCCGGGUCGCAGAGCGAUUGAGGAGGGAAAUCGUUGCCGUCAUGGACGAGGAGUACGACGUGAUCGUGCUGGGCACCGGGCUGACGGAAUGUAUCCUUUCUGGAAUAAUGUCAGUAAAAGGCAAGAAGGUUCUUCACAUGGAUCGCAACUCGUACUAUGGGGGUGAAAGUGCAUCUAUAACCCCUUUGGAAGAUCUGUAUAAAAGAUUUAAUCUUCCUGGUUCACCACCAGAAUCCAUGGGCAGGGGAAGAGACUGGAACGUGGACCUGAUCCCAAAGUUUCUCAUGGCAAAUGGACAACUUGUGAAGAUGCUUCUAUAUACAGAGGUCACCCGUUACCUUGAUUUUAAGGUUGUUGAAGGCAGUUAUGUUUACAAAAAAGGCAAAAUCUACAAAGUUCCCUCAACUGAGACAGAAGCCUUGGCUUCCAGCUUGCUGAGCUUUAUGGAAAAAAAUAGAUAUAGGAAACUUCUGCAGCGUGUGGCUCUGUACGAUGAAAAUGAUCCUUCAACUUGGGAUGGUUUUGACCCCAAGAAAACAACAAUGAGAAACAUGUACGAGAAAUGCAAUUUGGGGAAGGAUGUCGUGGAUUUCACAGGCCAUGCCCUCGCCUUGUAUAGGACUGAUGACUACCUUGACCAACCUUGCCUUGAGACGAUAAACAGGAUUAAGCUUUAUAGCGAAUCGCUAGCUCGUUAUGGGAAAAGUCCAUACCUUUAUCCACUUUAUGGCCUUGGAGAGUUGCCUCAGGGCUUUGCCAGGUUAAGUGCCAUAUAUGGUGGGACCUAUAUGUUAAACAAGCCUAUUGAAGAGAUAGUAAUGGAAAAUGGUCGUGUGGUUGGAGUAAAGUCUGAAGGAGAGGUUGCACGAUGUAAGCAGCUGAUCUGUGACCCAAGUUACGUAUCUGACCGUGUGAAGAAAGUUGGCCAAGUGAUAAGGGUCAUCUGUAUCUUGGGCCACCCCAUUAAGACCAUAGCAGAUGUCAAUUCCUGUCAGAUCAUCAUUCCACAAAACCAGGUCAACAGAAAAUCUGACAUCUACAUCUGCAUGAUAUCUCAUGCUCACAAUGUAGCUGCUCAAGGAAAGUACAUUGCCAUCAUUAGCACAACAGUGGAGACCAGCGAACCUGAAAAAGAAAUUCAACCAGCAUUGAACCUUCUAGAGCCUGUGGAACAGAAAUUUGUUUGCAUCAGUGAUAUGUAUCUUCCAGUUGACAUGGGAACUGAAACACAGAUUUUCAUUUCAAGAACAUACGAUGCAACUACCCACUUUGAGACCACCUGUGAUGAUAUCAAAGAUAUUUACAGGAGGAUGACGGGGGCAGAUUUAGACUUUGAAGAAAUGAAGCGAAGACAGAAUGACAUCUUUGGAGAAGAUGAGCAGAAAGAAACAAAAUAGGCCUGAUAUCCACUUGGUUGAUUCAACGGGUGCAGGAGGUCUGCGGGGAGAGUUUGUAAUGUAAUGUGGGGGCUGCUUAAUUUUAAAUUGCAUCUUCGAGAUCCUGACAAGUAUUGCACUGAUUAUAGAUGGUAACCCCAUUAUUUGUCUUUGGCAUCAUGUGUAAAUUUUUUGCUGAUAUCUUAAGGGGUGCUAUUCAAAGAUAGCAAUUUGCUUGUGUCUCCUGUUUUGAUCAAAGGUUUUGGAGAAGGGUUGAGGGUGGAAAAAUAGUGACUAAAUUUGGAUGCAUUCUUUACUGUAAAAUGGAACAAUGUAAAAAUGCUGAAUUGAUAUUCCAUACUGUUCGUGAAAGUAUCUACUGCCAUUUGCUUUAACAUCAGCUGGAACAUUUAAAGGUUUAAAAUUUCAUUGCAUAAUUGACUAACUGUUUAUGAUGGAUUGAUUGUGUACAAUUGCAACUUCACAAUAAAGUUGUAUGUACCACCUGCCAUUUCUAAACAUAGGACCUUGAUUGUUAAUACUUGUAUUCACUAUGUUGCAAAUAGUUUGGGGUGCACUCUGUUGUAGCUGCUUUAAAUCUGAUAAACUCUGACAUACUUGGGUAAAUCGUGCUCUUAAAAUCUAACAUGGAUAAUAAAGCCUAUUUGGUCACAUGCAUCCCUUGCCUUGGGUUGCAACUAAAUGGAGCCCAGCUGUUUUAGCUAAAGUGGUAGUGAAUUCCUGGAUUCUAAACAAAGUCAUUUCCAAGUUGGAAAUGUGGCACUUGAUACAAUCUUCAGCAAGUGGUAGGUUUGGCAGACCAAGUCAGAAGAGCUUAGUUGAUGCACGGCAUUUGGAGAUGGUAUAGGUUAUCAUUUAUGAUAAAGAUCAGGCUAAUGAAGGGUCUCGACCCGAAACGUCACCUAUUAUCUCCAGGUUGCUGCCGAGUCACUCCAGCAUUUUGCGCCUGUCUUUGGUGUAACCUGUAGUACCUUCUUACACAUCAUGAUCAAGAUAUUUGUCAGAGGAACUAAGUGCUUAAACAUAAAUGGAAGAGUGGGCUUUGAGCCUGGAUAAUUGUGGUUGGUGUUCUACCUGUCAUUCUGCAAGUUUAAACAAGUCUGUAAUCUCUUACUUUUUUCCACAAUGAGAUGGGAAAUCAGUACAGUAACUGAAGAUAUUUUGAUUUGGGAAAAUAUCCUUGUACAGUUCUGGGGUUGAAAUUACCAAUUGAUUUUCAGAACAAGGUGUAGAUCCAGACAGUUCAUGAAAUGUUAUGCUUAAUUUUCAUUGACCUAAGUUUAUUAAAGCUCCUCGUUACUGCACUUGUACUGCCA